Fusarium vanettenii 77-13-4 is the source of this 828-nucleotide messenger RNA. RefSeq lists its product as uncharacterized. The transcript has 2 exons. Lineage: Eukaryota; Fungi; Ascomycota; Sordariomycetes; Hypocreales; Nectriaceae. Gene Ontology annotation, molecular function: lyase activity. Bases 1 to 828 code for a protein of 275 amino acids. The record is from RefSeq and is a predicted model, not a curated record.
AUGACUGCCCAGUUAAGCUCCAACGGUAGCACCACCCUUUCGUCGAAUGAACUCCAUCCAGUGACCAAACUGUUUGCUGAGUUCACCGCCAACGCCGAGCCUUCGAUCCUUCCACUCACUCUAAUUUCUCGACUGAAGGAAUACUUGUUGGAUUACCUAGGGGUCACGAUUGCUACAUCACAUGACUGGAACAAGCGGAUUCAUCCGGGAUUUGCCGUUCACGACGCUUUCGUCUGUGUAUCUCUCGCUGAAGCUGGCGUCGUGGGGGCGGCUAGAAGCAUUGAGGGCAAGUAUGGAUUUCUGCACAGCUACACUCCGCGAACUGGCCACGAUUUGCCGUCCCUCACGGCUGACCUUGGAGUGCGCUGGGAUUUUUUGGAGACGGUCCUGAAGCCGUAUCCAGCUUGCCGAAUGACGCACGGCCUGAUAGAGGUGGGAGGAAGCAUUGGUCUCCAGAACAAGGGCCGCGAGGUCAAGAAGAUGACCAUUUCUCUGAGCUCCCCCAAUCAUAUUGUGGUGGGGUCACGAAUCUCUAACAAGCUGCAUCCUAACAACAUCGUCGAUGCCCAAUUCUCCGCAUAUUUUCAACUGGCCCAUGCUUGGCUCUAUGGGCCUGAAACCGGGGUUGAGUUUGCGAAACGGCUCAAGGAUGAGCCCAUUCGGAUCUUGUCAGACAACAUAGAAUGCAUCAUCGAUGACACGGUGAAGGCAAUGGGUAGUAAGCUGCACAUUGAGUACGCAGAUGGGGAGAGCCAUGAUGUCGACAUACCUUUCCCCUUGGGCGAGCCAGAGCACCCUUUCAACCGAGACCAGGCGGAGGCCAAGUAG